UUGUUAUGCUCCUACAUGAGGAAAAGCUGCCCUUUAAAAUAACAGUGCGUUGUGAAGAGUAAAAUCAACCGUUAUCCCGUUAUUUUUAGGGUUUUUUUUUAACCAGGCUUGACUUUAUGAUGUGUCCUGGCCGUGUCCCCCCCCUGCUGCUGUCCCUGCUCUGCUUCGGUCUGACUGCCCAGGCGGAUGUGGAGACAGACGAGGUGGUUCCCAGGCUGCUGUCCCAACGUGAGGGGAACCGGUUUACUGAUCCUCUUCACUCGCGGCGGCGCCAUGGUCAGUCGUCGCCAGACGCUUCAAGCCAAGUACCUUCGCAUCCGGAGAACAUCGUUGUAUCACUGCCCGUUUUUGGAAGGGACCUAUUUCUAAAUCUGACACGGAACCUGGAGAUUCUGUCACCUAACUUUGUUGUGGAGCAAAGGCUCGGGGAUGAACACGUACAAGUCAGCCGCUUAUCCAUGAACCAGUUCUGUUUUUACUCCGGCUUCAUCAUCAACCGCACGGACUCUCUGGCAUCGCUCAGCACCUGCGGUGGUUUGACUGGGCUCAUUCAGAUUGGGGAGGACAGCCUGUUCAUUCAACCAGUGAGGGAACACGACCCGAUGCAGUCAUUUUCUGGACUUAAACACCAGCUGACGCGACAAUGGUGCUCAAAAACCAACGCCGGUCAGGAUGUUGACCAGUCCAUUUACUGUGGUACUGUUGAAGGGAGUCCAUAUGCAAAAGGAAAAAAGGAGAGAACCAAAGUGGGUGAGGAAGGUCGCAAGAAGAGGGACACCGUUGACUCGCGGCAAAAAUACACAGUGGAAACGAUGGUGGUAGCGGACUCUGAUAUGGUGCAGUAUCAUGGCGCUGACGUAGCCCAAAGAUUCCUGCUGACUGUCAUGAACAUGGUCAACAACAUGUUCCACCACAAGAGUCUGGGAGUAAGGAUCAGCAUACGAGUCACUAAACUGGUGCUGCUUCAUGUUCGCCCAGAGAAGCUGGAGGUGAGCUUUCAUGGGGAGAAGUCCUUGAAGAGCUUCUGUCAUUGGCAGCAUCAGGAGUUUGGAAUGUUUCGGGAUCUUGGGACCAACUCCAUCCCCGUUGGCUGGGACGUCACGCUACCAGUAGAUACUGCAGUGCUGGUCACCAGGACAGAUUUCUGCGUUCAUAAAGAUGAACCCUGUGAUACUGUUGGUGUUGCUUAUCUGGGUGGUGUUUGCAGCACUAAGAGGAAGUGCAUUUUAGCAGAGGACAAUGGCCUUAACCUGGCCUUCACCAUUGCUCACGAAUUGGGCCACAACCUGGGAAUCAGCCAUGAUGAAGACCAUGACAACUGCACCGGCCACUCCCAUAUUAUGUCUGGUGAAUGGGUGAAAGGGAGAAACCCCAGUAAUCUCUUCUGGUCUUCCUGUAGCCGUAAUGAUCUGGAGAACUUCCUCAGAUCCAAAGCCAGCUUCUGCCUGUUUCACACAGACACCAGAAGCCAUUUCCAGUUCAGUCUGUCCUCCAAGCUGCCAGGCAUGAACUACAGCGUCAAUGAACAGUGCCAGAUCCUAUUUGGAAUCAACGCUACUUUCUGUAAAGAAAUGGAGUAUCUUAUGUGUGCUGGCCUCUGGUGCUUGGUAGAGGGAGAUGCGUCCUGCAGGACCAAACUUGAUCCACCCCUGGAAGGAACAGAGUGUGGGACAGACAAGUGGUGCAGAGCAGGCGAGUGUGUCAGUAAGGCACCCAUCCCGCAGCACGUGGACGGGGACUGGAGCACGUGGAGUCAGUGGAGCUUCUGCAGUCGGACCUGUGGUACCGGAGUUCAGUUCAGACAGAGGAAAUGUGACAACCCUCCACCCGGUCCGGAUGGCCAACAAUGCCCAGGGCCCAGUGUGGAGCACAAGCCGUGUGAAGGCCCUCUAUGUCCCAAAGGGACACCCAGCUUCAGAGAUCUGCAGUGUCUGUCCUACAAUCGACAGGCCAGCAAAACAAAGGGCAGCGUGUUGGCUGCUAUCAUUAAUGAUGAAAAGCCAUGUGUGUUGUUCUGCAGCCCAGUGGGUCGAGAUGUCCCAGUCCUGAUGGCUGACAAAGUGAUGGAUGGGACUCCCUGUGGACCGUAUGAGUCUGACCUGUGUGUUAAUGGGAAGUGUAAGAAAAUUGGCUGUGAUGGAAUCAUUGGCUCCUCGGCCAGGGAAGACCUCUGCGGUGUGUGCAACGGGCAGGGACGCUCCUGUCAAGUGGUGAGAGGAGAUUUCAGCCACGUUAAAGGAAUGGGAUAUGUUGAGGCCGUGGUUAUUCCUGCAGGAGCGUGGAGAAUCAAAGUGAUGGAAAACAAACCUUCUCAGAGCUUUCUGGCCCUCAAGGACUCCAGCAGGAGGUCCAUCAACAGUGACUGGAAGAUCGAACUUCCGGGAGAAUUUGAGCUGGCUGGAACCACGGUUCGCUACAUCAGACGUGGACAGUGGGAGAAGAUGUCUGCCAAAGGUCCCACCAAGGCUCCUCUACACCUGAUGGUGCUGCUUUUUCAUAACCAGAGCUACGGGAUCCAUUAUGAGUACACCGUAUCUCUGAACACGACUCAGGAUGAGACCAGCGAAAAACAGGAGGGACCGGAGUAUCUUCACAUCUGGACACACAGCAGCUGGCAGGAUUGUACGGUACACUGUGGAGGAGGUGAGCGGAGGACAGUGGUUUCUUGUAUGAGGAUAGUUGAUAAAAUCCUGGAGCUGGUCAAUGAUAGCUACUGUCAACCUGAGAACCGGCCGAAGCCCAGAGUACAACGCUGCAACUUUUACCCCUGCCAAUACCAAUGGGUGACAAGUGAGUGGGGACAGUGUACAGUCACAUGUGGUAAAGGCCUGCAGCAAAGACGAGUGUCCUGUGUUCAACACCUGCACAACGGCUCCUUCAUCCACACCAAGGACUUGUCCUGUCAGAGAGGAAAGCCUCGUGUUCUUCAGGGCUGUGAGAACCAACCUUGUUUUGCACCGUGGGAAGCUUCAGAGUGGUCAAAGUGUUCAUCAGACUGUGGCCAAGGUGUUCGCAAUAGGACGGUGUUGUGUAGGAGCCCUCAGGGUCAAUGUGAUCCGUUGUCCAAGCCAGCUCAAGAAGAAUCCUGUGAGGACAUCUCUAAAUGUUAUGAAUGGCAAUUUGGAGACUGGUCCAAGUGCUCAUCUACGUGUGGAAAAGGCCUCCAGUCACGAGUAGUCCAGUGUAUGCAUAAAGUGACUGGUCGUCACGGUGACAGCUGCCCGCUGAUGCUGAGACCACGGAUCUACCGUCCCUGUCAUCACAGCACCUGCACUGAGGAAGUUAAAGUGAACGCCAUCGCUCCCCAAACGCUGGGUGCCUGAUCAAAUCCAUGGAUGAGCUCUCCCCUUGAUUAGAUAGCGAUUCUGCUCUGGAGCCCCCAGAGCUGUUUGGGGAAAGAUGAAUGUUGCCCAAACUGCUCAACGACGGACAACUGCACACCAGCUGCACAUUUACUGUGAGUCAGAGGCUUCGUCAGAUGAGCUGCUGCAAGGAUCCAGGCAGCUCUUUCCAGCCAUCCCAAACAGCGUUAUACGAUGACUGUGCCAAGAGAGGAGGCUGAAAUGCUAAAAGUAUCUGCUUGUUAUUUGAUCUUAGGUUUCAUUUUUACUUUUUACUUUUCAUGAAGUUUACACUAAGAAUACUGCAACAACAUUAUUUCCAUUGUGGGAUCAAGAAAGGUUUAUAUGAUUAUAUUCUGAUACUUAUUUGAAUAACGAGCUUUUGAAGCAAGCCUGUGUGUUGAACAAAUCGUGUGGAUUUGAGUAUGUAUGGUGUUAUUUUUGUUCUUUUAGCAAUACAGGUGGCACAGAGAGCUACUGAAAAUGUAGGUUAUAAAGACUCCAAACACCACAAGCUCUUCCUUUGUCACAGUUCAUGGGAGUGAAAUUCUCCCACCUGUACCCCGACUGGGAGGAGCAACAACGCUCCCGAGACUUCCUUCACCGUGCCUCAAUCAAACCUUUACAAAAACAAAACAGCAAUGGAAAACUGUC
This is a messenger RNA of Cololabis saira (Pacific saury), 3995 nucleotides long. It is a transcript of the gene adamts17, whose product is annotated as ADAM metallopeptidase with thrombospondin type 1 motif, 17. Bases 117 to 3323 code for a protein of 1068 amino acids. The transcript has 23 exons. Gene Ontology annotation, cellular component: extracellular matrix. Gene Ontology annotation, biological process: extracellular matrix organization; proteolysis. Lineage: Eukaryota; Metazoa; Chordata; Actinopteri; Beloniformes; Belonidae. Gene Ontology annotation, molecular function: metalloendopeptidase activity. The record is from RefSeq and is a predicted model, not a curated record.